UCCAAAAUGCUUAAGCUUGUUAGUCUCGGCUAAUGAGGUGGGGAGCUGAAAUGCGACCUACAUGCCCCACCACGGCUGUCGCUCAAAUUGCAUAGGCGUCGUAUAUUUAUAUCAAGAAUACCCAUCAAUAAACAGCUCCAAUGAAUCAAGGAAGAUACUUGUACUGUCACUAUUUUGUUGAAUCUUCUGAAUCUGAAAGCAUUGUUAUAGCAACACAUCAUGGCUGAGACUAUGAGGACUUGGAGGUACGGAAAGCUCACUGGGAAAUUGGAAGAUUUUCUUGUUAGGACUGAGGCUGCUCCAUGCCCGGAGGAGAAAUCCUUGACGGAGAACCAAAUCAUUGUGGAAGUCAUCACUGCGGCGUUGAAUCCAGUGGACUUUAAGCUACCCGAGUCAGGAUGGGUGGGAGAGGUGAUGAUAAAACGACCUGCCACGCCCGGUCUAGACUACUGUGGGCGUGUCGUGGCGAAGCAUCCCAGCAACAGUUCCGUUGCAAUCGGACAUCUAGUGUUCGGCGGACUACCUGGAGGGGGGCAAUGGGGAACCGUUGGUCAGCGUACCCUCACGACUAUGACUGAAUGCACCAUUCUUCCAAAGACCAUCGACCCAGAUCACGCCGCGGCAGUGGGGACCGCAGCAACAACUGCAUAUCAAUCUGUCCUCUUCCAUGUCAAGGAAGGCGACAAAGUUUUCAUCAAUGGUGGUAGCGGUGGUGUCGGAACUUGGGCCAUUCAAUUUGCCAAGGUGAAGGGUGCCGAAAUAGUAGUGUCCUGCUCGACCGCCAAUGUGGCCCUGUGCAAACAGCUCGGAGCUGAUGAGGUCAUCGACUACAAAAAAGCAGACUUAUUCGGCAGGCUGAAAGCUUACGGGCAAGUCUUCGACGUUGUGAUCGACAAUGUCGGCAGCACUGAGGUUUACGAUAACCGUCUAUUAUACCUCAAGGCUGGGGGAUGCUUCGUUCAAGUGGGCACACCAAUGACCAACAGCUUCAUGCUUAACCUUGCCUUACGGCAGUUCUGGCCAACAAUCCUAAACCAUGGUCAAAGGAGAUUCAACUUUGUACGACAGAAUAAUGCCUCCGAAUAUUUUCAGCAAAUUGGGCAGUGGAUGGUCGACGGCCGCGUCCGUGCAGUGAUAGAUGAGAAGUUUGACUGGGAAAAUGUGCCCGCGGCCUUAGCGAAGCUGAGACGAGGGCGUACACAGGGCAAGAUUGUCAUUCAAGUUGGAGAGAUCUGAAAGGAUUCGAAGUUCAUAACUAGGUGUGAGCAUGUGAGUGGGUGAGAAGCCCACUCUACAACCUCGAUGCGUCGACACGAGGACAGGCCGCGGGGGGCUACAUAAUCACUUCCUUGUGGCUUAGUAAAAAUAUAUUGGUUAUUGAGGGCGGUAAAUGUAUUGCGCCCAAAUUCAGAUAAGAUUGAUGUCGUGAGCUACGACAAUCUAGGUAUGCCACCAAGACAAGGCAAAAUGACCAACGUUAACAACACAUUACUUGAAUGAUAUUUCUCUCGAUACACAAUCACAGGUGUAAGGGGACAACAAGAAUUUCAGGCUCUAAUUCUCACCUAGCCUCAAGCUUUCUCUCGUAUAAUCCAGCUUUUUAUGGCAUUUGAUUUUGUCAUGUUCGGUUC
Messenger RNA from Truncatella angustata, 1631 nucleotides. RefSeq lists its product as uncharacterized. The transcript has a single exon. Lineage: Eukaryota; Fungi; Ascomycota; Sordariomycetes; Amphisphaeriales; Sporocadaceae. Gene Ontology annotation, cellular component: mitochondrion. Bases 220 to 1236 code for a protein of 338 amino acids. The record is from RefSeq and is a predicted model, not a curated record. Gene Ontology annotation, molecular function: oxidoreductase activity.